Microcebus murinus (gray mouse lemur) is the source of this 3594-nucleotide messenger RNA. It is a transcript of the gene DCAF17, whose product is annotated as DDB1 and CUL4 associated factor 17. Gene Ontology annotation, biological process: protein ubiquitination. The record is from RefSeq and is a predicted model, not a curated record. Gene Ontology annotation, cellular component: Cul4-RING E3 ubiquitin ligase complex. Lineage: Eukaryota; Metazoa; Chordata; Mammalia; Primates; Cheirogaleidae.
GGCUCUGGCAGGCCGCGUGGUACUGGAGCGUCCGCUGUCACCAGCAGGAGAGGGUUUGAAAGGGAGGCUGGGAAGUGGGUGUUUUUUCCUUCCCUGUUCUCUGCGUUCUCAGGGGGCCAGCUCUCCUUCCCCUCGUUCUGCCGGAAGGUGCCCACCGGUAAAGUUGAGGCCUCGAGGUUCGGAGGGAGCGGCUGCUGCCCAGCACUGGAGUGUGGGGCGCGCCCCUUAGGCCCACCCCAACCCAGCGCCCGGCCUGCACCUCCAUGGGCCCGACCCGGAAGCCCAAUGUGUGCCACCGGCUGAGUCGGAGGGCGCUGGGCAGCUUCUCGCGCGACGCAGGCGUGGUGCAGAGGACGAACCUAGGCAUCCUGAGGGCGCUGGUGUGCCAGGAAAGUACUAAAUUUAAGAAUGUCUGGAUAACUCAUUCCAAGUCACCUAUAGCCUAUGAGAGAGGAAGAAUAUAUUUUGACAAUUAUCGAUGCUGUAUCAGCAGUGUUGCGUCAGAGCCAAGAAAACUUUAUGAAAUGCCAAAAUGUUCCAAAUCAGAAAAAAUAGAGGAUGCUUUAUUGUGGGAAUGCCCAGUGGGGGAAGUACUUCCCAAUCAGUCAGAUUAUAAGUCCUCACUCAUAGCACUGACUGCUCAUAAUUGGCUACUUCGUAUAUCAGCAACUACAGGAAAAGUCCUUGAGAAAAUAUAUCUUGCUUCUUAUUGCAAAUUCAGAUACCUGAGCUGGGACACUCCUCAAGAAGUCAUUGCAGUCAAAUCAGCUCAGAACAAAGCCUCAGCAGCGGCCCGGCAGGCAGGCAUUCAACAACCUGUUCUGCUGUACCUUGCAGUGUUUCGAGUUCUGCCUUUUUCACUUGUAGGAAUUCUAGAGAUCAACAAAAAGAUUUUCGGGAAUGUUACAGAUGCUACCUUGUCUCAUGGAAUACUGAUUGUGAUGUACAGCUCGGGACUGGUCAGACUGUAUAGUUUCCAAACCAUCACUGAACAGUUCAUGCAACAGAAACUUGACUUAGGGUGUGCAUGCAGAUGGGGUGGGACUACUGGAACUGUAGGAGAGGCUCCUUUUGGCAUUCCUUGUAAUAUUAAAAUCACAGACCCACCACCACUGCUCUUUGAGGUGUCAUCUCUGGAGAAUGCUUUUCAGAUUGGAGGCCAUCCUUGGCACUACAUCAUCACACCUAAUAAGAAGAAACAAAAAGGGGUUUUCCAUAUUUGUGCCCUAAAAGACAACUCCUUGGCAAAAAAUGGGAUACAAGAAAUGGAGUGUUGUUCUCUAGAAUCUGACUGGAUCUAUUUCCAUCCUGAUGCUUCUGGUAGAAUAAUACAUGUUGGCCCAAAUCAAGUCAAAGUUUUAAAGCUAACUGAAAUAGAAAAUAAUAGUUCUCAGCAUCAGAUCUCUGAAGAUUUUGUUAUUUUGGCCAACAGGGAGAACAAAAAUGAAAAUUUAUUCACUGUUACAGCUUCUGGACGGGUGGUAAAAAAAAAUUUUCACCUUCUGGAUGACGACCCAGAACAAGAGACUUUCAAAAUUGUGGACUAUGAAGAUGAGUUGGAUUUGCUUUCUGUUGUAGCUGUUACUCAGAUAGAUGCUGAAGGCAAAGCUCACUUGGAUUUCCACUGUAAUGAAUAUGGAACCUUACUUAAAAGCAUUCCACUAGUGGAGUCAUGGGAUGUGACAUACAGCCAUGAAGUCUACUUUGAUAGAGACUUGGUGCUACACAUAGAACAGAAACCCAACAGGGUCUUCAGCUGCUAUGUUUACCAGAUGGUAUGUGACACUGGGGAAGAAGAAGAAACCAUAAACAGAAGUCAUUAAAAUGAGUGAAAUAAUGUUAACUUAAGAGACUUUUAGCCAAACACUGUCUCCAAUCCUCCUCUGUACUAUCUGCAUGGCAUAGUCUCCAGUAUUUUCCAGGAAAGGUCUUGUGUUUACUUUAGAAUUUUUAAACUCUUGCUGUAGAAGGUUGUGAGGACUUCAUUUUAUGUAAUGACUUUUUAGAAUGCUGUCCCAAAAAGUCUACUGUUUUGGAGCUUUUAGCUAGGUGGUAAUGUAAAUAUAAAAUGCUAGGGAACAAAAAAGGACAGAUUAAUUUCAGUUGUUGAGGAGAGGGUCAUUGAUAGGAAGGUAUUUAACAUGGUUCUUAAAGGACAGUAUGGAAUUUUAAUUGGUAAGGAUAGGAGAGAGAUAAAAAUAAAGAUACUAAAGAUAUAGAAAGAAAUCCUAUAUCCUCUAUACCAAACUUUGCUUAAGGAUUAGAAAUGAGAUGUGUAAUGUGAAAGCAUACUUUUCAGCCAAAAACAUGUAAUCACAGUUUUAUUUAAAAAAAUCUUAUAUAUAUAUGUAUAUAUAUGUUUUGUAUUUGUGUGUAGUAUCAGGAACUGGUCCUAGUUCACAAACUAUCUUUUCUUCCAUGGCCUUAUUCUCUUGGCUUGAUGUUCCCAUUGAAUAUUUGUGUUUCAAUUAUAGACUAAUAUAAAAGAUUCCAGGCAAACCUUAAAUGAAACUUUUUGUGAUAUGUAUCCUGCUUAGCUCCUAAUAUAUCUAAAGAUGUUCUUAUUUCACCAUUCAAUUUAUUAAGUCAAUCUUCCAAUUUUUUUAGGCAAUAUUUUCAUACCUAUGCAGUAAGAUAAAGGUACCCUUGCCUGUACCAGUUCUAUUCCUUGAGGAAGAGUAAAGUCUCAGGAGGAGUUCAUAUUGGCUUGGGAGUUACCUGAUUAGCUGGAAAGAAAUUUUGGCUAUCUUAGUUAUGAAAUGAAUAUUUUUGUUUUCUUUUUUGUUAGAAAAGAUCUAAAUAUCCUUGAACUUCAAUAAUCAUUCUUCAGAAUGUUAAAUAAAGUCAACCUAAGUAAAGGGAGAAAGUGUUUCUUUAUGCUUCCUGUUUGAGAAAUGCAUUUACUUGCAUUCAGUGCCCAUGUUCAGCACAUUUCUCUGAUUCAACCUCAAAAGAAUAACUAGUAAAAAAAAAAAAAAAAAGAAAGAAAAAAGAAAGGAAACAGCAGUAAAAAUAAUGGCUGAUUCAAGUUUAAGGUUAAAAUACAGAAUUUUAGCUUGAAUGAUUUACAUUAAAAUCCUUCAGUUUUUCCUUCAGUUUUGGCUUGAUCCCAUGUUAAGAAUAAUGUAGAUUCGGCCCUUGAAAAUUUGCAAAUACAUUUUACAUCUGAGGUAUUAGUUAUUCCGAAAGUCAAGGAAUUAGUAGCAGGAUGUGUAAAUUUAAAAGAAAUAAAGGGAACAAACCUAAAACUGUUUUGUGCAAUAGAAAAGAUUGUUAACAUUUUAGAAUAAAGGAAAAUAUUUUUGUAUGGGCUAAAAAUAAAUCUUUCUGAAUUUGAUCCUGUGUAUAAUAACCAUCUGGGAAAGUAGAAGUGAUUACUUUGUGAGUAAGAUGAAAAAAUUAUCUCCCUAUACUAGAUUCUAAUACUUUUAUAUCUAUUAAUGGAAAAAUCCAUCUUCACUUAUGCAUAUUUAAUAGUGCUAUUUAAUAUAACAUCUGAGGCCUUCAGAGCAUUUUAGAGAUACAAUUGUGAUUACAGAUCUGUUAAAUAGUUGCAGUGUGCUAGCUAUUGCCCCAAACUUUCAAUUAGACCCA